AUGAAUUUUAACUUAAAAGCAGCCGGUACCUUACUGUCUCGAGCUAAGCAGUUUACAGAAGAAAAACUUGGCCAAGCAACUGAUAGAACAGAAUAUGAUGACAAUUUUGAUCAUUUACUAUUAGAUGCUGAUCGAGCAAAAGCAUGGACUGAACGAUUGAUAUCGAAUGUGAGCAUUUUUCUUCAACCAAAUCCGAAUGAACGCCUUGAAGAUUUUAUAUUAACGAAAUUUGAUCAAAAAACAAACAAACAAAAUAUAGUUGAACAAUUAGGACAAUGUAUGGUCGAAGCAGGAAAUGAUUUUGGUUCAUCAACACAGUAUGGUUCGACAUUAAUAAAAUGCGGUCAAACUCAUCAGAAAUUAGGUCAUAUCUAUAAAGAUUUUAUACAAUCAUCAGUCAUGGGUUAUAUGCAACCAUUGAAAAGUUUUCUUGAAGGUGAAAUGAAAUCCAUCACAAAAGAACGUCGUACAUUAGAAAUGAGACGCCUUGAUCUUGAUGCGGCACGAUCGAAACAGAAAAAAAGUAAAAUGCUUAGUCGCAACAACAAUACACCAGUAGCCAUGGCUGAUAGUUCUGAUGCUGAUGUUCGUCAUGCACAAGCCGAGUUCGAACGUCAAUACCAUAUAACACGCUUAACGCUCGACGGUUUACCUAAUGCUCAAAAUCAUCAUUUAAGCUGUUUAUUUGACUUAAUCGAAUCUGAAUUACAGUAUCAUCAAAAAUCAGUACAAAUCCUUGAAGAAUUUCAUAAAAAAAUUGGCUUGUCAAAACCAAUACCCCAUGCAUCGCUACCUCGUUUACGCACUGCAAUUGUUAAAUUUGAUUACGAGGCGUUAGAUUCCAAUGAGCUUAGUGUUUUAGCAAAAGAAACAGUCAAUAUUAUAUCAGAUGGUGAUGAUUCAGAUUGGGUAACAGUCGAAAAACAACUAACAAAACAACAAGGACGAGUGCCACGAGCCUAUUUACAGAUUGAUGCAUUGCUCUCUUGA
Rotaria socialis is the source of this 990-nucleotide messenger RNA. The record is from the annotation of a GenBank genome assembly. Lineage: Eukaryota; Metazoa; Rotifera; Eurotatoria; Philodinida; Philodinidae.